Messenger RNA from Symbiodinium sp. CCMP2592, 696 nucleotides. NCBI's taxonomy places the organism in Eukaryota, Dinophyceae, Suessiales, Symbiodiniaceae. The record is from the annotation of a GenBank genome assembly.
AUGGCCUUACCCAUGCGCCUGGCCGGUGAGAUGGUGGUUCACCAAGGUGCCGCAUACCUUCGCCUGGCUCCGGAAGCUGCUGCGGCGGCUGCUCCACAAGGCCCGGCGGCUGCUCCGCAAGGCCCAGACCUUGACGCGACAAAGCCACCGACUCACGGCGACAUCAUGAGGAAUGUGAACAGCGAGUUCAUCGUUCUCCACAACACUCGCCGUGGCCUCACAUCGGACGAACACCGCAGUAACAUCACCACCGUCCAGCGAAGCUUGGGCCUGCCCGUGGGUGUUGUCAAGGGCGGCUGGAACAAAGAAGCGGAGCAUCGCUUGCUCGUGCUCUUGCGAAAAGCCAAGCGCAUCCGGAACAAAGUUCCAGCCCUCAUGGACGAGGACAACCCCAUCGAGGACGGCAACCCCCCUCCAGAGAACAACGAGCAGCAGAUGAAAGUGGAAAAUCAGAACAUGCCUACGUCAUCUUCCUCCUCAUCGUCGGACUCAGAGAGCUCCUCGGAAAAGGUUUCGCUCUCGGACUACGAGCGUGUCCAGAUGGCCCUGGAUGAAGCGGUGGCUGAGAACAAUGAGUACCGGGAGGACAUCUACAACAGGGACAUCAUCAUCAAGGAGUUGGAAGAAGAGCUGCGGGUGACCAAGCGCAAACUCGCAGAGUACGAGUCGGAGGAGGAUGACAGUGACACCGACUAG